GUAGAGUAUAGUGGACACUCUUGUAUCUACCCGCUUCUUCUGUUACUGUUACCAAGUACUACAACGGCUGCUGCUGCUGUUUAUACUCUGUUACUUCUGUUAGACUUGUUUCCAUAACCUCAGUGAAUUAAGUUUGUUUUUAAUUCCCCGAGUAAAGAAACUUGUCAAGAGGAAAACGAAAGAACUGUGCUAACCUUGCCACACUCUCGAAAGACGAAACACAUAAUCUUCUGAACAGAAUCUUCGGAACAAACAGUAUAAAACAUCAAGCGAAAGACUGAAGACAAGAAAAAUAUCAGAAACGAAUAAAAAAGACAGAAAAAAUGGAUAAAAGGGAUUAAAGAGAAUACCAGAAACAGAACAUAAAAGAAAAAAAAAUAAUACGAAGAAGAAAAAGUUAAGAAAACAUUUCGCAAGAAGAAUAUUUAAACAUAACUUGGAAAUAUUUAAAGAUCAAAGGAAGAAAAAUUAGCAAAAAUGAAUCCUCGGUCCCUCUUGAUCUUUCUCCUGACGGCGACGCUGACGGGAGCUGACAACGUGGCUCUCUUCUGGAACCUUUACGACGCGGUGGUGUCCGGGGGGCGCAUCCUGCAUGACGUGGCGGAGGGUGUGGGCGCGGUGUCCAAGGCCAUCCGCGCCAUUGAUAAUUUCCUGGACACCUCAGCACAUAUCCAGGUGACCGAGGCGUUAUCAUCAAAGGCCGAGGAGACAAAGGACAGCCAGGCGCUGGCGACGCAGGAGCCAGACCCUCUCAUUGACCCAGAUGAUAUUCCAAUACCAAGCACCUUCAGUGGGUGUGGCGCCCUUGGCCUGCACAUACGUGAUGACUCCCUGCCCAUCACCACCAUGACGGAUUGUUGCAGCACCCACUUCUCCUGCUACUCCUCCUCCUGCAAGGUCAACAAGAAGGAGUGUGACGGAAAGCUCAAGUCGUGUCUGUACGUGGCGUGCGAUGGCCGCGGCUCGGAUAAAAUACUACAGAAGAGUUGUAAGGGCGCCGCCAAGCUUCUGUUCUCAGGGACUAUGGCGCUCUCCUUCCAGCAGUUCAACGCGGCGCAGGAAAAACUCGGGUGCAAAAAACCAUUGCCACCGCCACAGAAGUAUGGAAAGAAAGGAUGAAGGUAAACCUGCAAAUGAACAUCCAUGGAAAAAGUGAUCUCAUCUUUCCAUUGAGUUUGUUUCCUGCAAUUUUUCCUCCAAGAGAUCCACUGUGUGGGUUGCUGGAAAACGGAUACGAAUACAACCUUAUGUUAGGGAUUGUGGUGUAACGCGUUGUCACCACUGUGCGUGUCAUAUGUGCCUUGCUAAGAGUUUCCAGUAUACCCCUAAUAAUCUCUGGACCCUUCUCACGUAUACUAUAUAGAAGUUCAUCCCAUUUUGAAGUAGUUAUAUUUCCAUCACGUCACCUCGUCCAUGCCAGAACCUCAGACGGGAAACUUGCCCGUCACUCAGCCCCACCUGGCCAGACUUCCUAUUACCACACAACCCAAGCGCUGAGGAACCUUGUCGGGUAGGAAUAGCACGUAUUGACUGACUCAUAGAGGUGAUUGUUUCCUGCAAGAUGUGAGUGGACUGGAGGACAAAAUAUUCACUUGAUAAUCUGAGCUUUGUUGCUUGUGUCCCCCGGUGCGAGACGUUUUCCUUUUAUACAAUUUCAGUGAUAAAUCAGAAGGGAAAAAUGUUUAAUACUCUCCUUUUAUACAUUGCCUAACUUUGAUUAAUGAACUGUGAUUGCCUUAACAGGAAGCUUUUAAUAUUGUAGUGCUGUUUUGUCUUUGGCGUUCUGUUUAAUAGUCAUGGAACGUGACUCGCUGUUCGGGAAAUUUGUGGAAUAUCGAAAUUGUCCAUAAAUUUGAACAAUAUGUAUCACAUUUUUCGUUUUAUAUGAUGCAUAUUUUCUUUCAAUAAAUGUGACUGAAAUUGA
Portunus trituberculatus (swimming crab) is the source of this 1924-nucleotide messenger RNA. RefSeq lists its product as uncharacterized. Lineage: Eukaryota; Metazoa; Arthropoda; Malacostraca; Decapoda; Portunidae. Bases 478 to 1119 code for a protein of 213 amino acids. The record is from RefSeq and is a predicted model, not a curated record. The transcript has 5 exons. Gene Ontology annotation, molecular function: A2-type glycerophospholipase activity; calcium ion binding. Gene Ontology annotation, biological process: phospholipid metabolic process; lipid catabolic process; arachidonate secretion. Gene Ontology annotation, cellular component: extracellular region.